This is a messenger RNA of Cuscuta europaea, 4613 nucleotides long. The record is from the annotation of a GenBank genome assembly. Lineage: Eukaryota; Viridiplantae; Streptophyta; Magnoliopsida; Solanales; Convolvulaceae.
AAAAGAAGAAAAACAUCCUCCACCGUCACUGCUGACUGCUGACUACGACUACUAAUACCAAACAAUGAAUAAAACAAACUUUUCCUCACUGCAUUCUCUCCCUCUUCUCUUCUGAAACGAACAGAGAGGAACAAAUCUAGCCAGCUCGUCCCCAUCUGCUAUCAGGCCCGCCGCAACUCAAUCAGACAGAGUACAAAAUUGCAGAUUGCUUAGAAUUGUCAUUAAUCAAAAGUCAAAAUUCAUUUUGUCAUGGAAGCUGAGACCCACCUAAGCACCGCGGUACCAAUUUCUAAGAUUGUUGAGGACAAAGACACAGAGCCUCACCAUAUUAAGGUGAAAGAGGUGGGCUUAAAUUUAACAGACAAUGGAGGAAAGAAGGAAGACGACGACACUGAUGGCGAAUUCAUAAAAGUAGAGAAGGAAACUCUUGAAUCAAAGGAACUUGCAAAGACAGCUACCGGAAACUUAACGUUUCCAGAAGAAGACAUUCCAUCCAGUGUCACUGAGCGGAGCUUGAACGUUUCAUCUGAUAGCAGGGAGUUUCUUGAAACACAAGAAAAGGUCAGAGAUCUUGAGGUAGAACUGGAAAGAGUCACAAGAUCACUGAAGGAUUCUGAUUCUCAAAAGGCGCAAUUGAGUGAGGAACUCUCCAUCACAAAAGAGAAACUUGGGGAGAUUGAGAAAAAUUAUGAAGAGCUUGGUAUUGAUCAUGCCAGGUUGAAAGAAGAGAUCUCAGAUUCAGAAGGUAGGCAUAGUUCCCAGAUAAGUGCCUUGCAGGACGCCAUAAAUGUACAAGAAGUUAAGCAUGAGGAACUUGAGAGUAUCAAGGAUUCAUUUCACAGACUUACCCUUGAGUAUGACAGCUCAAGAAAGAAGACAGAAGAGCUUGAGCAGGAUCUGCAAGACACUGCUGACGAGGCCCGGAAGUUUGAGGAAUUUCACAAGCAAAGUGGGUUCCUUGUCGAGUCAGAAACUAAACGGGCCUUGGAGCUUGAGAGGUUGCUUGAUCUGACAAAAGAAAGUGCGAAAGACAUGGAAGAUCAAAUGGCUUCUUUGCAGGCGGAUGUCAAGGUCCUCCGUGAGAAGAUUGCCCAUAGUGAGGAGGUUGAGGAGGAACUCAAGACUACUUCCUCGAAGCUCUCCAGUGUUCAAGGUGAGUUGGAGGCUUCGAGAUUGGAGGUACGUAAUAUGGAAGAGAGGCUUACUUCAAAAGAAGAAAUUUUUAACGAAUUAAACCAUGACUUAGACAUGAGCAGGGCUUCUGAGUCUCAGCUGAAGCAAGACAUACUAUCUCUUCAGAACCAAUAUUUUACAGCCAAAGGAGAUCUUGAGACUAAGAUACUGGAGCUUGAAAAAUCCUUGUCAAAACUGGAGGAGGAAGUUGGUCAAAAAGAGAAACUUGAAGCUAAAUUAAGGGGUCAAGAUGCAGAGUUUGCAAAGAUGGUGGAUGAACUGGGAAAAUUAUCCAAAGAGAAUGAAUCACUUGACUCUGCCGUUUCUGAGCUGACUGAAAAUGCUGUUGUGAUGAAACAAUUGUGCAGUGACCUUGAGGCUAAGUUGCAGAGUUCUGACGAUAACUUCUGCAAAUCUGACACCCUUCUAUCUCAAGCUUUGACAAACAUUGCAGAGCUUGAACAAAAGCUUAAGACGCUGGAAGAGCUACACAAUGAGUCUGGGAACACCGCAACCGCUGCAAACCAGAAAAAUUUCGAGCUUGAGGAAUUGCUACGAAUUUCCAAUUCAGUAGCAGAAGAUGCUAAUGCACAAUUGGUAGAGCUCAAGUCGCAGUAUAUUGCAGUAGAACACAAAAAUUUGGAGCUUGUGCAGCAACUCAAUCUUGUCGAACUCAAAAGCAAUGAUGCUGAGAGAGAGGCAAAGGAGAUCUCAGAAAAAGUAUCCGAACUAGAUGCCACGCUGAUAAAGGUAACAGAAGAAAAGGAACAUUUGAGUGCCCAAGUUCAUGAAUUCCAGGACAAGAUAGCUCAGGUUGAACACGAGUUGAAGGUUGCUUUGGACCAAUGUUCUGAUCAUGAGGGCACAGCCAGUACAGCGAACCUUCGCAACCGUGAACUAGAGGAUUUGAUGCAUAUUUCUCAUUCCAAAGUGGAGGAAACUGGUAAGAAGGUGAGUGAGUUGGAGCUAUUGCUUGAAACGGAGAAGUAUAGGUUCAAAGAGCUUGAAGAACAAAUAGUCACACUAGAAAAGAAAUGUGAAGAUGCAGAAACAAAUUCGAACCAAUACCGUCACAGAGUAUCUGAACUUGAAGAGGAUCUAAAGGCAUUCCAAAGCAAAUCAUCAAGCUUUGAAACUGCAUUGGAAUCAGCAGCAGUUCAAGAAAAGAAACUGACUGAAUGCCUGAAUGUGACCACAGAAGAUAAGAGAAACUUAGAAGAAGCCUUUAGAAACUCGACUGAAAAACUUGUUUUAUCUGAGAAUCUGCUUCAAGUCUUGCGCACUGAAUUAAAUGCUACUCAACAGAGACUGGAGAGCAUUGAAAAUGAUCUAAAUGUAGCUCUCUUGAGAGAAGGUGAGGUUAUGGAGAAGCUGAAGUCUGCUGAGGAGCAGUUAGAGAAACACGGAAAAUCACUGGAGGAAGCUACAAUGAGAAGUCUAGAGUUCGAAUCACAGCAUCUGACCCUUUCUAGAGAUUCUGAGCUUAAACUCCAUGAGGUGCAAUCACUGUAUGAAGAGAAGAUAAAAACUCUUGAAGAUCAGGUAAAGAUUUAUGAAGAGAAGACAAAUGAAUCUACUGAAAGAUCAGAAGCUGUGAAGAAAGAGCUAGAACAGGUUUUUCUAAAACUGUCUCUGUCCGAGAACACUAAUGAAGACUUGAAAAAGAAAAUCUCAGAAACAGCUGAUAGAUCUGAAGAGAUUCUAUCAGAAAAUGAGAUGUUAGCUGCGACAAAUAUACAACUGAAGAAACGAGUUAAUGACCUUGAAGAACAACUUAGUUCAGCCAGCAUAGAGAAGGAAGAUAAUAUCCGAAAUGUUGCUUCUCAUAUGAACACUAUCGCUGAAUUAGCAGAUAAGCACACAAGAGCUUCCAAAAUGCACUUGGCAUCUGAAGCUCGACUUUCAGAAACACAAACAGAACUGGAAAAUGCUAUCCAGAAGUUGACUCAAAAGGACCUUGAAGCUAAAGGAUUAAUGGAAAAGCUAAGCUCUCUUCAAGAUCGGGUAAAAGGAUAUGAUGAAAAAGCUCGCGAAGAAUCUUCUCUUGCUGAAAGUCUCAGAUUUAAGCUGGAAGAGACUCUUACAGCAUUGAGAGAACAAGAAGGAAGCGUGGAGGAACUGAAAAUAAAAUUUACUGAUCUCGAAGAAGACAGAGUACGUGUAUUCGGGGAAAAUGCAGAGCUCACUGCAAAACUAUACUCAUAUGAGCCGAAGGUUGUUGAUUUAGAAAUGAAACUGAAGGCUGCCUUUGUUGAGAGGAAUGAAGCUGUAGACGAGCUUCAAGCUUCAAAGACGGUGAUAGAAAGUUUGACACAAGAGCUCAGUUCUGAAAAGCAGAAGCUGCAAGAUCAGCUAUCGGCAGCUCUAGAGGAAAACAAACAGCUUCACGAAAUGUUUGAAAAUUCUAAUAAGGAACUUCAUGGUGUUAUAGCACACCUUGAAGAACAGCUGAAUGAGCAUGCAUCAAGCAAAAAAACUCUGAAAUCCCAAUUAGAAUCCCUUACUUCUGAUGUCUCUAAGAACUCUGAGGUGCAGAAUCUUGUCAAGGAGCUUGAAGAGCAAUUAACAACUGCUAAAGCUCAAAUUGAGCAACAGAAAGGACUGGACACUGAAAAGGUUAUGGAGUUGGAGUCUUCUUUAAAGCAGAUGGAAGCUAAGAAUAAUGAAAUCUCACUUCUAGAAAAGAAGGUUACAGAACUUGAACAAAAAUUGCAGUUUGCUGAUGCAGACUUAAAAGAAAAGAGUGUAGGAGGGGGCAGUAUUUUUGUGAAGGAAGACGCAGAGGCGAAGUCUAGGGAUAUUGGAUCAAUGGCCGUCUCCUCUCCAUCAAAGCGGAAGAGCAAGAAAAAAUCUGAAGCAUCCACCACUCCAUCUGCAUCAUCCACUGUUACUCAUCAAGUUCGGAGCACCAAUGAAGCUUCUUCCCCUUUCACAGCCCGAUUCAUUCUGGGUGUGGCUUUGGUUUCAAUUAUCAUUGGUGUAAUUCUCGGUAAGAGAUAUUAGAAGCACCCCAAUUCUACAUUUGAGGUAUUCCUUAAUCUUAUUAUUAUUGUAUUUGUAUUCUUCUUUGAGCAUUGCUGGGUGUGGCUUCUAAAUUCCUGGCUUGAAGUCAUUUUGAGAACAUAGUUUUUUACUUCUCGAUUGCUUGCAUAUUUUUAAUUUUACUUUGUAGAAGCGACUUGAUUGGUCCAAAUAGGCAAUUUAUUGUUUUAUUCUAGGAGUACUUUACUAGUACUUCUCAUAGUGCUGGUUUGUAAUGGUCGGAGUAAAAGUAUUACGUUCCGACCAAUGUACAGUGCACAUUUCUUCAUAGUUAUUGCCUCAAUCCUAUGAUCAAUAUGAUGCACGGAACUCCUUGUAAGUAAUAUUUGUGGUUUGAAUGCAUACCAAAAACUCUAUUAUUCCUCUCUUUUUAUAUGCUUGGUUUCAUUUUAAAGUAU